Molecule: messenger RNA, 150 nt
Organism: Hirsutella rhossiliensis
Lineage: Eukaryota; Fungi; Ascomycota; Sordariomycetes; Hypocreales; Ophiocordycipitaceae
Product: ATP synthase j chain domain-containing protein
Exons: 3
Coding region: 1-150 (49 amino acids)
Biological process (GO): proton motive force-driven ATP synthesis
Molecular function (GO): proton transmembrane transporter activity
Source: RefSeq, a predicted model, not a curated record
AUGGAUACAGUGAAGCCGAUGGCACCCUUCUUUGCCGCCGGCCUCAUCAUCGCCUACGGCGCCAACUCUGCCCAGAACGCCAUGAUGGCUUCCGACGAGUGGAAGAACGACCCCCGGAACCCCCAGGCCAAGGCGGGCAACAAACACUAG